AUGCUCUACGAGGAAGGUGUCCUUGGUUGGGCUCGUAUGAUGAUCGAGCAUGAUCCCGACAACAAGGAUGCGGUGGUGCUGAGAGGCGCGUUUAUGGCGAACGGGGAUACAUACCAUGUCACAACACGGACACAUUACCAUAUUCAAAAACGAUCCGACGACGCUGUUCCUUACACCUCCUCAUUCCCAGCAUCCAGUUUAAUCAUCUAUCGGGACUCGGACCUCUACGACCGUGCAGCUACACAGAGACGGAAACGUGGGACCGAGGACGGAUCGACUGGUCAUAAUACCUGUGGAGCAGAUGCAUUGAUGAAGCUGGAGCAUACUCACCCACUGGGAGCCAAGGCUACAAGCGCUGCAUCAGCACUAACAGAUCAUGAGUUUUAUUACCCGCCUAAUUUGGCGACCUCUAUCCCGGAUCCCAGUUCAUCGUGGAUGGAUAUGUUGGCGGGAGGAAGUGGUGGGUUGAGGAAGCGGGCUGUUGCUAUGGGCGUUGCUGGACCCAGCCCUGUCCCUGACGGAUGUCCUACCAACCGCCUUGUCAAUUACAUGGGAGUGGCAGCGGAUUGCACAUAUGUGAGGAGUUUCAAUGGAGCAGUCGGUGCACGGAAGCAGAUCUUUGCCGACUUUAAUACGGCCUCGGCGAUCUACGAAAGUACCUUCAACGUCGCCUUGGGCGUCAUCCAACUCAACAUUGUCGCCGACGGGUGCCCCACCACGCCCGAAAAGGAUGUUGCAUGGAACCGGGAAUGUUCUUCGACUUAUGCGAUCGAUCAACGAUUGAGUGAUUUCUCGGCCUGGAGAGGGCAGGACGCUCGUGUGAAGGAUGGGGCUGGGUUGUGGCAUCUGAUGACGAAAUGUAAUUCGGGGCCGGUGGUCGGUAUUGCCUGGACCAAGGCGCUCUGUCAGGCGAAAUCACAGGAACAGUCGUCCAAGGGGAAGGUGGAAGUGACGGCAGGAGCGGCGGUGUCGUCGAUUACGCCGAAUUCGUGGAUGGUCGUUGCACAUGAGAUUGGGCAUAACUUUGGAGCGAUCCAUGAUUGUACAACAUCGACUUGUACGGGUAUGGGAACUGCGGUUGGGUGCUGUCCAUUGUCGACGACGGUUUGUGAUGCCGGGGCGAAGUACAUUAUGAACCCUGCCGAGUCUGUGGCGACAAAGUUGUUCUCGCCGUGUUCGAUCCAGGCGAUUUGCAGUACCAUCAAGUCCUCCUCGGGACAGUGUCUUAAGCCACCCGGGACCAGGCAGCUUCAAAACUCGGAAUCGAAUAUUUGCGGGAACGGGAUCAAGGAGACUGGGGAGCAGUGUGAUUGUGGGUCGGCUGAGGAUUGUGCAAAGGACCCCUGCUGUGAUGGAGCCACCUGCAAGUACAAAGGAGCCGCGGUUUGUGAUGAUCUGAAUGAUGGGUGUUGUCAGAACUGUCAGUUCAGGGCUGCGGGGCAGGUCUGUCGAAAGGCCAUCUCGGAGUGUGAUCUGCAGGAAGUCUGUACAGGAACCACGGGCGAGUGCCCUGCCGACGAGAGGGUUAAGGACCAGACUCCCUGCAAGGGAACCGGAACCUCCAGCAACAUGACCGGACUCGAGUGCGCCAAUGGACUCUGCACCAGUCGCGAUCUGCAGUGUAAACAACAGGACCGCGCCGGGAUCAAUUCUCAGUGCAAGGCCUCGAGUACCUGUGAGCUCACCUGUAACGACCCCAAGGGCAGCGGCAUGAGCUGUAUGCAAAUCCCAGGCGUCUUCUUUGUCGACGGCACGUCUUGCGGGUUUGGGGGUACUUGCAACAGCGGGAAAUGCGAGUACUCAAACGGAGCCGAUGGCGUCCUUGGCUGGAUCAAGAACCAUCUCACAAUCGCCGUCCCCAUUCUUUCGAUCUUUGGAUUGCUCUUCCUCUGCUGCAUCUGGAGCUGCUGCUGUGGAAGCUGUACGGACCGCAGGAGAUAUCAAGAACAAGGAAAGCCGAACGGAUACCAGUUUUCAAGUUACGGCCCACCGCCCGGUCAGCCGCCUCUUCAACAGGGACAGUAUUACCAGAUGGAGGCUUUGGCGCCCCCUCCGCCUGCGUAUGGUCAGCCGCAGCCAGGACCGUAUGUGGCUAUGCCCCAGCCACAGCAAGCUGCUUAUGGAACCCACCAUUCGAACCUUAGUAGCCAGAAUCCGUUUAGUGAUCACCAUGCUGUUUCGCAGCCCCAGGCUCCUUCCAGACCCCAGAAUUCUGGCGGGUAUAUUUAA
Molecule: messenger RNA, 2229 nt
Organism: Linnemannia hyalina
Lineage: Eukaryota; Fungi; Mortierellomycota; Mortierellomycetes; Mortierellales; Mortierellaceae
Source: the annotation of a GenBank genome assembly